AAUGAACUAAAAAAGGCAAGGGGUUUCCCUUCUUAAAGUAAAAGCCACUAUAAAUUCAAAUUUUAAUAUUUAACACGGUAUUUAUUGAUCGUGGCAACGCUGCAAUCGGAAUACUGUAACUAGAAAAAAUGCUUAUAAACCUGUUUAAUUUUUGACAACUGACAACUGACUUUGACUUUUUGUGUUGUAUUUGUUUUGGUCCAUUUAAUUGAAUUUAAUUUAGCUAAAAUCGGUGUUUGUGCUGUUUUGUGUUCGGUAUUUGUAGAAAUUGAUUAGAAUAUUUUAUUAAAAGCAAUAAAUUAAUACCUUUUUCUUAACAUGGCUCUGAGAACCUACGGAGAUAAGCCAAUAAGUUUCCAACUGGAAGAAAAUGGGGAAUACUAUUGUGUUGGAUCCGAGGUUGGAAACUAUCUGCGACUAUUCAGAGGAUCUCUAUAUAAAAAGUACCCUGGAAUGUUUAGAAGAUCUAUAACUAAUGAAGAAAGAAGAAGAUUAAUCGAACUUGGUUUGAGCCAGCACGUAUUGGCCAGCAGUGUAUCUCUACUUAGAGCUGGUGAAGUUGAAGAUAUCAUUGAUGGAAAUGAUGAUAAAUACAAAGCGGUAUCUGUGCACACUUCAGAACCUCCGAUGCCAAGAGAGAGCAAAUCGAAGAAGAACAUGCAAUGGGUACCGUCUCUACCCAACUCCAGUCAUCUGGAUGCCGUUCCUCAAGCCACGCCUAUCAACAGAAACAGAGUGGCCGCCAAAAAGGUUAGAACGUUUCCUCUAUGUUUGGACGAUACGGAUCCACAAUUGAACAUCGAAAACGCGUGCCAAGCAGAGGUAUUGGUACCUAUAAGGCUCGAUAUGGAAAUCGAGGGACAGAAACUCAGAGAUACUUUCACUUGGAACAAAAAUGAGAGUUUGAUUACACCUGAACAAUUCGCUGAAGUACUUUGCGAUGAUCUCGAUUUAAAUCCAUUGACGUUCGUGCCGGCUAUCGCCCAAGCGAUCAGACAACAACUCGAGGCUUUUCCCGCCGAUCCGCCGAGCAUUAUCGAAGAGUCUAGCGAUCAAAGGGUGAUCGUUAAAUUGAAUAUACACGUCGGUAAUACGUCGCUUGUCGAUCAGGUCGAAUGGGAUAUGAGCGAGAAGCAGAACAAUCCCGAGGAUUUCGCGCUCAAACUUUGCGCCGAAUUGGGUUUGGGCGGUGAGUUCGUGACUGCCAUCGCUUAUUCUAUAAGGGGGCAAUUGUCGUGGCAUCAGAGGACUUACGCGUUCAGCGAAGCGCCGCUUCCUAUGGUCGAGGUGCCGUUCAGGAAUCCGAGCGAAUCGGACCAAUGGGCGCCGUUUUUGGAGACCUUAACCGACGCCGAAAUGGAGAAAAAAAUCAGAGAUCAGGACAGGAAUACGCGCAGAAUCAGACGAUUGGCGAAUACUACGCCGGGUUGGUAGAAAAAGUAGAUCUUUUUUGUUUUUUCGGUAAACAUAUUUUUAUUAAAUUGGUUUUAAUCGAUGUUAACUCCGUAUUACUGAACGUAGCUUAGGAUCUAAUAACUUCGAAAUGAAGUUUUUAUAUAUAUAGCUUUUCGUAUUAUUUCUGCAUUAAAUGUUUUAAGGAUUAAGGAUA
This is a messenger RNA of Psylliodes chrysocephalus, 1609 nucleotides long. The record is from the annotation of a GenBank genome assembly. NCBI's taxonomy places the organism in Eukaryota, Metazoa, Arthropoda, Insecta, Coleoptera, Chrysomelidae.